This is a messenger RNA of Xiphophorus hellerii (green swordtail), 8296 nucleotides long. It is a transcript of the gene dlc, whose product is annotated as deltaC. The record is from RefSeq and is a predicted model, not a curated record. The transcript is spliced from 9 exons. Gene Ontology annotation, biological process: heterophilic cell-cell adhesion; multicellular organism development; cell communication. Lineage: Eukaryota; Metazoa; Chordata; Actinopteri; Cyprinodontiformes; Poeciliidae. Gene Ontology annotation, cellular component: protein-containing complex; plasma membrane. Gene Ontology annotation, molecular function: calcium ion binding. Bases 231 to 2282 code for a protein of 683 amino acids.
GUGAGAGCGCAGCUGCCGCAGUCCAGAGUUCAAACAGCCGCACUUCACUUUCUUUUCAGCGCAGAAAGCAGAUCAGACCUGAAACCCGCCACUUCUUCUUCUUCUUCUGCCACUUUUUCUACUUUUCCUUCUUCUUCUCUCCUCGCUGCGGUUCGUUUUUUGUUCCUCCGCAUUAUUUUGGUUUUAUUUUUGGCGCAGAUCAGCGAGCAUCGGGCCAGCGGCGCUCAGACAUGUUGCGGUUGUUCCUUCUCCUGCUGGCGGUGCCGGUGCAGACGGUUCGGUCCACCAAGGCCGUGUUCGAGCUGAAGGUCCAGACCUUCAGCAGCUCCCGCAGCAUCUGCGACCAGAACCGGGACUGCCGCAUCUUUUUCCGCAUGUGCCUCAAACAUUCGCAGAGCGUCAUCAGCCCGGAGCCGCCGUGCACGUACGGGAACGCGAGCAGCGCCGCGCUCCCCGCGGACCCCGGCUCCAUCUCCGGGAGCGCGCCCAUGAAGGUGAACGUCUCCUUCAAGUGGCCGGGCUCCUUCUCGCUGAUCCUGGAGGUUUGGACCUCAGACUCCUCAGGUGGAAAGUCCACAGGCGACCGGCCGCGGCUGCUGAGCCGGGCGUCCCGCCUCGGCAGCCAGGCGGUCGGGGAGGAGUGGUCGCAGCAGCUCCACCAGGGCAACCAGAGCGAGUUGAGCUUCUCCUACCGGGUGGUGUGCAUGGAGAAUUACCACGGCGAUGACUGCUCCACCCUGUGCCGGCCGCGCAGCGACGACUUCGGCCAUUACCGCUGCGACGCCCAGGGCCGGCGCCGCUGCCUGGAGGGCUGGGAGGGCAACUACUGCACCGAGCCCAUCUGUGCAGGCGGCUGCGGCGGGCACCGCGGCGUGUGCGAGGCGCCUGAACGCUGCCGGUGUAACGUGGGCUGGGAGGGGCAGCGCUGCGACAGCUGCAAGCGGCAUCCCGGCUGCCUGCACGGCACCUGCCAGCUGCCCUGGGAGUGCAGCUGCAAUGAGGGCUGGGGAGGCCUGUACUGCAACCAAGACCUCAACUACUGCACCAACCACCGGCCGUGCCAGAACCAAGCGUCCUGCACCAACACCGGCGAAGGCAGCUACACCUGCAGCUGCCGACCCGGCUUCUCCGGCGUCGACUGCGAGAUCGAGACCAAUGAGUGUGACAGCACCCCCUGCAGGAACGGAGGAAGCUGCACAGAUCUGUUGGACGGGUAUUCCUGCGCGUGUCCUCAGGGUUUCUACGGAAGGGACUGUGAGAUCAGCGCCAUGCGGUGCGCAGACGGGCCGUGCUUCAACGGGGGAACCUGCCUGGAGGCCGUUGGCGGCGGCUACAGCUGCCGCUGCCCGGACGGCUUCACCGGCUCCAACUGCGAGAAGCGGCUGGACCAAUGCAGCAGCGGGCCCUGCGCUAACGGUGCGCGGUGUCUGGACCUCGGUAGCCGGGUCGUGUGCCAGUGUCGCUCGGGCUUCACCGGGACUCUCUGCGAGACCAACAUCGACGACUGUGCCGGCAACCCCUGCCGCAACGCCGGCACCUGCCUGGAUGGCAUCAAUGACUUCAGCUGCUCUUGCACCCUGGGCUUCUCUGGCAAGGACUGCUCGGCGCGCACCAGUCCCUGCGACUUCUUCCCCUGCAACAACGGGGGAAGGUGUUACACCCACUUCUCCGGCCCCGUGUGCCAGUGUCCGCCGGGCUUCAUGGGCGCUCGCUGUGAGUACUCCUUCAGCAUUCCCUCCCCAAGACCUCCAGAUGGCAGCGACGCCUCUCCGGCGCUGAUUGCCGCCGUCGCACUCGGCCUGGUGACUCUGUCGCUCCUGGUGUGCGCCGCCAUCCACGUCCUGCGUCAGCUGCGCCGGGGCAGGAAGCUGGCAGUCAUGUCCAGGUCCGUCAAGAAUGACCUGGAGACGGUGAACAACCGCAGCGCUGUGAUCGGCGGAGGCGUCCCCAACAACGGGAGCCUGGCGGGGGCACCGGUGUGCAGCCUGAAGGAGAAGGAGGCCUUUCUUCUCCCUGGGGGUUCAUAUAAAGUGUCCAACAAAAACGCAGCGCUGGCAGAGAAGAGCAGCGACAACGGGUCCAUGAUCAAAAACAAAAUGGCCGACUGUAACCUGGCCAAAGAGGAGCAGCGCCUGGAGAAGAACAAGUUUGAUCCUCAGAAACAUGACUCCUCCAUCGCCGUCCCUCCUCUCAGUUUUGUGAAGGACAGUCUGUAUCAGCCGGUGUUCAUCGUCCCUGAGCCCAUGGAGCAGCGAGUGUUUGCCACAGAGGUGAGGCUCUAACCAGGAGUUUAUCGACCAAUCAGCAGCUGGAAGGACGCAGGUUUGAACCCUGAAGCUCAGAAUCAGUUUUAUUGGCCAAAAUUGUGGCACAAGACAGAAUCUGACUUGAGUUUUCAACGACUCACAGACAUAAUGCAUAGAGAUAAAAAACUCUAGAGGAAAUAAAAUACAAAGUUGAAGGGAAAAUGUGUGCAGGUGUGUGCAUUCACCUUUAAUUAGAAAGAAUAAGAAAAAGGAAAGUUGUUUGAUGUCUGAGUCCUCUGGCUGUUCGGUUUUCACCAGAGAGACGGCCGGGACGUCUGGGUCCCUGGGUGGUCUGGGAAGAGGUCCGGACCGGUCUGGGAAGAGGUCCGGACCGGUCUGGGAAGAGGUCCGGACUGGUCUGGGAAGAGGUCCGGACUGGUCUGGGAAGAGGUCCGGACCCAGUGGGAGGAUCUGCUGAUGUCCUUCAGAUGCUUCCUCACCGGCUGCCCAGACUUGUUCUUUAAGGCUGCGGGGUUUUGUUGGAGACGAUGGCGGGUCAGUAGAAGCGGGAGCGACCUGGACACAGACCAGACUGAUGAAGAGUGAUGAAGAGCGAUGAAGAGCGAUGAAGAGCGGGCUGAAGCAGGCCGUGUCGGCUCUCUGGCAGACAGGAGGAAACACUGGAGGUUUCCUGGUCUUCUGACGCUGAAACAGGCUGUUAGUGUGAUCCUGAGAUCUUUAGUGCCAGCAGAGGGUCAAAGGGUCAAAGGGUCAGAGGGGACAGCGCCGGGGGUUCUGGUGGUCCAUUUGUCUGGGAGUGGGUGAAUGUGUUGGAGGUUUCAAACCAGUAGAACGAAGGUAAAAAGGUCAAGUUUCAGGGUCAUCAGCCAGUCUGGUGUUGGGCUCCUUCAGGCUGCUUCAACUCGACACAGCGCCUCACUCAGUUUGUUCCACAGGGCCCGGCUCUGAGGGGCCCGGUUCUGAGGGGCCUGGUUCUGAGGGGCCCGGUUCGGUCCUACAGGGCCGGUUCCAUCCACCGUUUCUAACACAGCACCUCAAAAUGUGCACAAAAAUCAUCGACGUAAACACGGCGAAUGAUCAGAGACUCUUAGCUGCAUGAAGGACAGAAUCCAUCCAGAUGGUGACUCGGUGGGACUCGGUGACUCGGUGGGACUCGGUGACUCAGUGUCUUGGAGGGAUUCUCCCAGUUAAAUUCACAGGAAUAAUAAUAAUAGUCUAAAAGCUUCUUGUUGGUGUUUGGUCACAUCUGGACUUUGGACCUGUUGGGACGAGACUUUGUUGUUGUCAGUUUUUGUUGUUGUCAGUUUUUGUCGGGUCUUGCAGGAAGAAUCCAAGAUGGCCGCCGAGGUGCUUUGCUGUUGUGUUUUUAUAUAAAAGUGGAUCAGAAGUUUGUGCAAAAAAUCCUGAAUAAAGUUCAUUCUGAUUCUGAGUACAGGAACAAACCUGCCUUCACAAUAAAAGCCCCAGAGAUGGUCGAUCAUUAUUUAUUUUAAAUAUAAUGCGACUCGUAGCACCGCAGAGAUUAAAGAGGAAACAUCAGGAUGAGUUCAUUUGGUUCCGUUUGGCUCCUUGCUGCAGCAGGAUUCCGUCUCACGUUUUAUUUCUACCGGCAGUAAAAACAAAUAAUCAUCUGAGAUUCUCCACUGACCCUCACUGACCUCUGCAGGGCAGAAAGCAGGCAGGAAAUCUGCUAGUUAGCUUGUGUCUGUGCUCCAGUGAGCGGGUCGGCUCAGUCCGGGUGCAGGUCCGGUCCAGUUAGGGCGGAGCGGCUGGCGUCACAGAACACGGCCCGAUGACGGGGACGAAGAAACGUCACGGCUUUCAGGUAGCAGGAGAAUCCGACGCCUGGGUGGAGGUUUGGGUUUAACCCCUGGCUGAAUGUGGACCGAACCGAACCACGGCGACCCGCCGCACCGUUCAGUGGAAAAGAGGAUCAGAUGUCUCAAAGUAAAAUCUCUACAGGGGAUCCGUUCCACCUCCAGCCUGCCAGGUUUUGAUCGGGUUUCAGCUGAAGUUCAGCAGAAUUCUUCCUGCAUCCUGGCUGGCCCGGUUCAGGGUUCUGAUGUUCCUGGUCCCGGCCGGCCCGGUUCAGGGUUCUGAUGUUCCUGGUCCCAGCCGGCCCGGUUCAGGGUUCUGAUGUUUCUGCUGCAGUUGUUGUAGAAAUGCUGUUUACGGCCGUCGACCGGCUCGGUCCGCUCCUCUUUUGAAGUUCUUGUCUUUCAGCAGAGAACCUCCUCCGUCUUUAAAGAGUUUUAUUUUAUUUUUUCUGCGGUUGUGUUCAGGCUUGCAGCUCUGGAUGUUUCUGUUCGCUUCCAGAGCGCCACACGGCGGAAAGUCUCUGAAAACGGAUCAUGUUUCGUCUUCGGUGCCAAACUCAGGCAGCGAAACGACGGACAGAAAAACGAAACGAGCCACUUAAAAUUCCUGCUGCAACAUCUGCAGCUUGAACUUGAGUUCAGUGAAAAUUAAACCAUAGAAAUGAAAAUUCAUCCAGUUACUGGCGGAGCAGCAGAAAUCUGUCUUCAUUACUUCACCUGAAAAAAGGCUGAAGAGCUCAUCAGAACCCGUCCUUGGUUCUGAUGAGCUGGGCCACCGACGGAUCUGAAAGUUGCAGGACGGAGUUGCCUGAUGUUUGGUCGUUGCAGUGAAACUUUGUCCUUUUUAUGUUUCCAACAAUCAGCCAGUUGUGUCCAAACUUUCGUUCCGUCGUCCAUAUAUGGACUCACUUCCUGUUUGUCGGACAGGCCAGGCGAUGAAUUACUGAUGCGUCUCAUCUUUAUGUGAUGAGAGGUCAAAGGUCAGCAGGUCAGAUGAACCGUCUGAGUUCAUUUUCUGGUCUCUUCGCUUUGAAAAAUGUUCCCUGAUUUCAAACUUUCCACUGCAGAUAAAAAGUCAAAUGUAUCCAUGUGAUGACAUCAUGUGGUUUCUCAGUUCUGCUUGUUGAAUAUUAAUGAAACUGUUAGUGUUAGCGUUAGCGUCAGGAUGCUCAGCCUGUCAGGAUCAACUCUUACCUGAACGUCCACCGAUCUCCGUUUCUGGGUGCUGAGAGUUUUCAUGAAUAAUUCAGAUAAUAAUAAAGCAAUAAAAUUUCAUGUAUAGUUUAAAUAAAUCACCUUUAAUUUACUCAACAUGUUAUUUUAUGCUCCCAUUUCCAUGAACUAACAAUCCUUAUGAAAUAAAAACAUUUCCUUCCAGGAGAUUUUGGGUAGAAAAUGUUUGAAAUCUGAAAGCAGGUGAAACUUUCGCCUGGUUGGAAGGAAACGAUCCGGUUUCUAUCAGUAGAGUUGAUUUAACAGAUCUAAGACUCAAAUAUCUAUAAAUAUGUGGAUAUUUGGGGUUUUCUCCUGAUGGUUCUGCUGAUCCAUGUCAGACUGAUGCCAGUGACUUUAACAGAACUUUUAUAGGUUGUUAAAAGAACAGCUUGAUUAUGUUACUGAACUGAUUAGACGCAGCAGGUAAGUGUUUAAACUUCUCCUCUUCGGUCCGACCUGCAUGCUGCUCGUCCCUUUCUGUGUCUGACGCUCCGCUGCUGCCUUCAUGAACAAAAUGAAACCAACAUCUGUGACUGGCCACAACAAAACCAGGAACAAGUGAGACCCACGUAUGGAGGCCUCAGUCCUCGUGACGGUGGUCGCAGGUUCGAUUCCCGGCCAGCGACAUUUGCCGCGUGUCUACCCCGUCUCUCAUUUCCCUCUUUCCUGUCAAACUACUUUCAAACAAAAGCCUAAAAAAACAAACUGAAAAGUAUUCCUGCAGGCAUGAAUGAAUGAAAGUUACAGACGUUGUGGUGGAGGUGAAGUGGAUCCACAGCCUCCAUUCAGACAUGCAGCCACUGAACUGAAACCACUAACAAAACACCAGUAAGGCCCAGUUUGUUCAUCAGCUCAAGGUUUCAACAUUUCCUAAAUCUUAAAUGCUGGUUCAGAUUUACUGUCCAGUAAAUUCAGAGUUUUCCGUUUGAAACCUCAGAAGUUUAAUUAAGAUCUCAACUUGAAAUCAUAAAUAAACAACAAAGCUCAGGAUUUUCUCAUGAAUCCACGUUUUUCCUGUUUUCUGUGUUUCUGUUCCUGGUUUUGUUCCACAUAAUGUCCCACUGAAUGGAAACUUCAGACUCUUUAUGUUGAAGACAAGACCAUCAUCAGCGUAGAGCCUGAUGUUUUCUAAAAGCUUUGCUCUGGACACAGCAACAAACCCGCAGUGUUAACCUCACAGUGGUUCUGAUAAAUUCUUUAUAAUUAUCUCGUUACCGGAGGAACCGCUCCUGGAUCCGACCCGACCCAUCGGUACCAUCAGCAGCUUUCAGGAAAUGUGCAGAACCUCUUGGGUUCUUUUCUAGUUUCUAUUUUUUCCUUGAUGUAAAUUGACUUUAUAUUUAACUAAACCUUCUAAGGAUGCCACAUUAAUUUAGAUUAGCAUAAAGUAUCCUCAUAUUAAACAAGUUAAUAAUUAAAUAGAAAUGUUUACCAGCAGAACAUUUAGUUUGUCUGCAGAUUGAGUCCAGCUGAUCCCAGCAUGAUGCUGCCACCGUUAGGAAACCUGAAAUCUGUGUUUCAUAACCAGCCUCUGUUUUUUCCUGUCAGGUGUUUCGAUCUGCACAUCGUCAGCAUCAAUGGUGGAUUUUCAUGAUUUAUUUCAACCAGAAUCUAGUAAUCAUACAGCUGUAAUUAGAAAACAAAUAUUAGAAAGAUUUGAAAUUACUGCUAAUUUCUUCUUUGAAUCAAACCUUAAAUUGCAUCUUAAUUGUUCCAGAAACUCGGUGAUCCUUCACCAUCCAUUCCUGCAGCAGUUAAGACGAGAGCUGGGCGUUAGCGAUAGCGUUCUCUUUUAAAUUCUCUCCACUUCAUGCAAAACUUUACAUGUUAGGAGAAAAACAGUAAAUUCAAACUUGUGAGCCAAAUUUUAAGCGGUGAGCACCGCUAGCUAAAAAGCUAGCUGUGCUAGCCCUAAAGCACUAAUCAUAAACAUUAUAUUUGCUAAUGCUAAGGUAUUAUACCAACAUAGUUUAGUGGAAGCUAAUGCUAAAGCACGAAUUCCUAUCAUGUUGAUACAGCAUGGCACAAAGUCCUCAACAGUCAGCUGACCUUUCACCCACAGCUUCAGCUUCAUAGCUGAUGAGUUUUGCAUGAAGGACAUCAGUAGAUUUUUAAGUUCUUACUGUAGAACAGCAAUGCAUUCUGGGUACAGAGUACAUGUCUAACUACUUGAAGAAUUCAUAAGACAAUAACCAAAACUUCAACACAGAUUAUCAACUUCAUUCAACUGAAAACAGCCGAGUAAAUUAGUGCUUUAGAGUUUAUCUGGUUGAAUUAUCUCGGGGGAAGCUAAGUGUGCUAAACGUUUUCAAAGUUAGCAAAGAAGCUAAAGUGCUAAACAAAACCUGUUUGAUGUCUCGUUGUUUCAUGUAAAGUCAGAGCUCUAAAAGGUCUUUCAAAUAUUUAUCCCAACACUUCAUCAUAGGUUAUGGUUGUUAACCGUCGAACGUGUUUUCUUUGUUUUUAACGGCGUCACACAGACUUUAAAGGUUUUCUCUCUUUCUGCUGCUCAAAGGUGCGGCUCAGUUCCAGGAACUAGUCCCAGCCAUCCUGACUAAACCUUCUAUUAAAAUGUUUCUUUAAUGAAUGUCAGAUCUCAUAACCUUUUGCUCUUUGUUUUUACUGAAAAAUCCAAUUAUUAAACAAACAGGAAGCUGCAGAUUGUGGAGACGUUGAGUCCAGAAGCCGUUCACAACGUGGUCGUUUUCUUCACUUAUUCAGCUUGUUCUAACUUUAGUUUGGUUUUUUAAAUAUACGUUAUUCUAAUCUGCCCGUUAUCGGCUCCAAAUCCCCAGUUUAUGUCUGUUUUUUAGAUUUGAGGGUGAAAAGGUCAUCCUGUACGCGGAUGACUAACUGCUGUUUCUGUGUCUUGUUCUCAGGUAUAGCCUUGAGUUUUCAGACCACCAGCAGAGGAGCUUUCACGCUGGAGGGCCUGAAACGUUUCAGUCCUGGACAGAACAGCCAGAGGAUCUAUUCUACACACACGGUUUUAUUUAA